AUGCAUUUCCUUCUACCGUAUCUUCUUUUCUUCCCAAUUUCUAUUGUUUGCAUCAAAUUAGAUCUUCAAAAUUCUGGAAAACUUGAGGAUGAUUCAGAAGAAAUUGAUGAAAAUGAUGGGCCAAAUGGAAAAGAUGUUUAUUCAUUUUUAGCAAGUCGAAUGAAUCAAGAUUUGGGAAUGAAAAAGAAGUUACCAGCGAGAACAUAUAUGAUUCCAGGUGCAUUUAUUUUUACUAACGAAGGCAAUUAAUUAUUUAGUUAUGUUUCAGGACCUCAAGAACCAUUACCAGGUCGAUCACAUGCUAGUGAUUAUUGGCCAGUUUUCCCUUUUCAAAAUCAAUAUUCAGCUGGAAUUGAUCUCGAUCCCUCAACUUCUCGGGUAAAAAAUUGAAUUUUAAAAAAUAACUUUAGUUAUUCACCUUGCAGCAUAUUGGAGGUGAUAUUAAUAUAGCAGUUCCUUCUUUUGGAAUGAUGGAUGUUUAUGGAAGAAUGUAUACAAGGUAAGGUUUUACUGAUUGUGCUUCCAAAUAAUAAACUAAUAGAAUUGGUGACUCGACUACAAAAAUUGGAUACAUAAAUCAUCCAGUAAAUAUGUUGGAUUUGGAAAAAGAAGAUCUUGUUAAAUUAAUGAGUGAUCCAGCAGUUCAUGAGAAUAGAAGUAAGUCUAUCAUCAAAAUUGCUAUUACAGAUUCACUUUAUUUUCAGAAGCUCACCCAACUCUUCCAAUGGCUACUCUUCCGAGACGAUUUGCUCCAAUGAGUUGUAAACCACCAAUGUGUAAUCCAUAUCAUAUGAACUUUGGGUUAGGUGUGAGUUUUUGAAAAAAAAACAAUUAGGAAAAUCUUAAAUAUUAAAUUUUUUCUAGACUUUAUCAGAAAUUGAAAAUUAUUAAAAUGAAAAAAAUCGUUAUUUGAAACGUGACCUCUCUCUUUCUCAUUUCUUAUACUCCAGAUUGAUCAUGAUUUUGGCGGCGCAAAUGGUGUUGAUGGUGAUAUCGAUGUUUUGAUGCCAAUGUCAAAAGGAAUCGGAUACAGAUUCCCAUUUUCUGGACAAAUUUAUGCUCAUCAAGAUAAUAUGACUAUAACUUAUGGUCAGAAUUUGUCACCAAUUGAACCAUUUUCAAGUUUGUUUGAUUAUCAAAAACAUCGAGAUCCUGGAUUGAGAAUUCCGAGAAAAUGGGAUAAACGAAGUGUUCAAGAAUACCCGGAGGAACAGGUUCGAAAAUACAGAAACGAAAGACAUAUUAUUUCUGGAACAACGCGAGAGUUUGAAAAGGUUAGUGGGAAAAAUGAAUUUGAAAAUAAAUCGAAAGAUUUUUUCAGCCUGACAAUUAUAUUCAACCGUAUCCAUCUGUGCAGAAAAUCGUUGAACUUAAUCCAUUUGGUUUUUCUUUACCAAUUCGUCCAACAGGAUUUUUCAACGAGGUUAGUAAUUUUGUUCAGAAAAAUGAAUGAUCAUUAUGUUUUUGUAGAAUUCACCAUUUGAUUCUUAUAAUGAUGAUAUACACUUUGAGGAGUAUAACCCUUCCGAAUUCUGGGUACCAUCACGUAUUCCCAACUCUCGUAGAAAAUUCAUAUAUUUCUAAUGACUGGUAAAACCUUCCUCUGAUAAUUUCCUCUGAUAACAAUAAUAAAACAAGUUUGAAAUCUACCUAUCAUUGUUCAUUUCACUCUUUUUUUGGAGAAAGUUUUUACUUUUCGAGUCACUUUCAUUUUUUCAAUGAUCAUCGUAGCCUUUUCUCUUCUCUUAUUUUUUCCUAACUCAUCAAAAUGCGGAUUCAAAUUAGAUCUUCAAAAUUCUGGAGAGUUCGAAGAAAUUGAAGAUGAAAAUACGAACAGCGAGGAACUAGAUCCAGAUAAACCUAUUGGAAAUGAUGUUUAUUCAUUUCUGGCAAAGAGGAUGAAACAAGACACAGGGUUGAAGACGAAAUUGCCGCCACAAGUUUAUAGAAUUCCUGGACCUCAAGAACCUUUACCUGGAAGGUCACAUUCUGGAAAUUAUUGGCCUGUUUUCCCAUUCCAGAAUCAAUAUUCAGGAGGUGUAGAUUUGGAUCCAGCUUUAUCCCGAGUAAGUUUGAAUGUUCAUGGCAUCAGCUAAUCUAUAUUCAAUUUCCAGCAUCUUGGAGGUGAUAUGAAUUUGGCAGUUCCAUCUUGGGGAAUGUUUGAUUUAUACGGUCGUGUUUAUUAUCGUAUUCAUGAUACAACUACAAAAGUUGGAUAUUUGAAUCAUCCAGUAAAUAUGAUGGAUUUGGAAAAAGAAGAUCUUGUUAAGCUUAUGGGUGAUCCUGGAGUUCAAUAUAAUCGAAGUGAGAAAUGGUUUAUUUCUUUCUGUUACCAUUUUUCUUGUAGAUCUACAUCCAACUUUGCCACUUGGUGUGUUUGGAAAACAAAAUUCAGUUAUAAGUUGUAAACCACCAAUGUGUAAUCCAUAUCACAUGAAUUAUAGAUUAGGGGUAAGAUUUUUUUGAACUUUGAUUUAAAUUUUAUCAAGUUAAGAACUCAUUUUUGUAAUCAAUAGAUUGAUGCGAAGUUUUUUUUAGAUCGAACAAGAUUGGGGAGGUUCGGAUGGAGUUGAAGGAGACAUUGAUGUUCCGAUGCCAAUAUCAAAAGGUGUUGCAUAUCGCUUCCCAUUCUCUGGAAAUGUUUAUGCUGCUAGAGAUAAUAUCACAAUUUCUUAUGGACAAAAUUUGUCACCAAUUGAGCCAUUUUCAAGUCUAUUCGAUUACCAAAAACAUCGAGAUCCAGCUUUGAGAAUUCCAAGAAAAUGGGAAAAACGGAGUAUUCAAGAAUAUCCAGAGGAACAAAUCAGGAAAUAUCGAGAGAGAUUAUUUGAAGAAGAGUUUGAUAGGAAAAAACCGCAAAUUCAUGCAAACAUCUUCCCGCAAACUCACUCUACUUUUACAUCAACUUAUUAUCCAAGGGUUUUGCAACGAUCGAGGCCUAAAAUGAUAUCAAUGUACAGAAAAUAUUUUUCGAUUCUUAAUCUUAAACAAUCUGCUUUAUGGUCACCGUAUUACAACAAUUUCAUGGCUUGA
Molecule: messenger RNA, 3033 nt
Organism: Caenorhabditis angaria
Lineage: Eukaryota; Metazoa; Nematoda; Chromadorea; Rhabditida; Rhabditidae
Source: the annotation of a GenBank genome assembly